UUGCGAUGAAAUAAAAAUUCAUUAAAUGCGUAUGCGAUGCAAAUUUGUGUAAUAAUUAUUAAUAUUUCUAGUUAUUCCGUGUAGAAUACAAAUGGUACUUAUGAACAAGUAUCAAUAAACAUUCUAUUUCUGUUGCGCUCAAUAAAUGAAUCAAACGAUGUUUACAAUAUGUUACAAUCGUAACAAUUGUGUGCUUAAUAUAGAACCGUUUCCACUUUCCAAAGUAACUCACAGGCGAUAAUAAGUUUAUGUUUAAUCCCAUUAUAUUAUACAUAAAUUAUAAUAAAAUUAUUAUUAAAAUUAUACAAAAUCGAGAAGAAAGUGAGCCGGUCAAAUCACGCAUUAAAAAUGAACUUGAAAAAGAAGUGCUUAAGAAAAUGUACACUCGAGAUUCUGGAAAAGCUUUCAGAUCGUUCAUUUAUCAUCGUCGUUUUCAAGGAUAACAUUUUUAUUAUGAACGUGAACAGACUUUUCCAUCAUUAUAUAAUCGAUGGAAGGAAAUAAGUUUAAGGAUUGUGUUUACAGCGUAAAGCAGAAGUUUUUCCGAUAAUUAUAAUACAUUUAAGAAACUGAAAAUUUAUUACAUAAAAUAUGCCUAUAAC
Molecule: messenger RNA, 602 nt
Organism: Phyllotreta striolata
Lineage: Eukaryota; Metazoa; Arthropoda; Insecta; Coleoptera; Chrysomelidae
Source: the annotation of a GenBank genome assembly